This is a messenger RNA of Brassica rapa (field mustard), 897 nucleotides long. RefSeq lists its product as uncharacterized. NCBI's taxonomy places the organism in Eukaryota, Viridiplantae, Streptophyta, Magnoliopsida, Brassicales, Brassicaceae. The record is from RefSeq and is a predicted model, not a curated record.
AUGACUUUUGGACCCGUCCUAUUGUCAGAGAUCUAUAACUUCACUCUCACCGAUGUUCUAACUAAGUUGGGGAACGGCCAAUCCGCGAGCUUUUGGUUCGACCCAUGGACACCUUUGGGUCAGUUAAUCAACUAUAUUGGUUCGAAUGGUCCGAGAGCCCUCCGUAUCAGGGUAAAUGCGGUGGUGGCUGAUGCGAUUAGAGAUUCCACAUGGUCCCUGCCUCACCCAAGAUCGCAACAGGAAGUUGAUCUUCAUUCUCAUCUCACUACUCUUUCUUUGCCUUUAUCUCAUGAUACAAUUGAUGCUUGUGAAUGGAUUGCUGGUGAUCAUUCUUUGACUGUUUUCAGCUCUGCCACCACAUGGGAUGUUCUUAGACCGAGGCAGCAGACAAAAGAUUGGGUGGACGUGGUCUGGUUCAAGGGGACGGUACCGAAGCUCGCUUUCACGAUGUGGAUAGCGAACUAUGACAGACUUCCAACAAUGGCGCGUCUCGCAGCUUGGGGACUUCCGGUUUCUCCUACCUGUGCGUUCUGCUCCAGAUUUGAUGAAACAAGAGACCAUCUAAUGCUGUCUUGCGAUUACAGCCAGGACGUUUGGACAGAGGUGCUUCUUAGAUGUAACCCGUCUUCAACAACAUUCACAAUGUUCACAAAUUGGCAGGAGCUCAUGUCUUGGAUACGAGAGCCACUGUCUAAAAGUCUAAAGCUACUUAGGAAACUGGCUGUACAACUUGUUAUCUUCCACCUGUGGAAACAAAGGAACAACCUAAAGCAUAAUCAGAUAUCUCUCCCUGCAGCUCUAAUCUUCAGUGGCAUUGAUAAGGAGAUGAGAAACAUUAUUUCGGCUAACAGGGUUAGAAAGGCUUUCAGUUUGCUUAUGGCCAAGUGGCUAAGAUAA